AUGAGCCAGAAGUCCAAGUCUCCACGCUAUUCCAAUUCCCAAACAACGGCUCAUGGGUCGACAACAUUGCCCUUCGACGCGACGGUAGUCUCCUCUUUGACCCGACUGGAUGUCCCAGAAGUCUGGUCCGUGGAUACAGAUACUGGAAACGCCACACUCGUUCACUCUUUCCCGAAUGCAACCAGCUGUUUCGGCAUCAGUGAAAUCGAUGACGAUGUUUUUGCCGUGGUGGUGGGCAACUUCUCGACAACAACGUACCAACCCACUCCCGGGUCUUUUUCUGUUCAGAAGCUGGAUCUCCGAAGCGAUGGGACAAAUGAGCAACAGCGUGUUUUUGAACAAUCUGUCGCUGUGUCACAGAUCGCUGCGCUGCCGGAAGCCGAAGCAUUGAACGGGAUGACCACUUUCACCAAAGAGUCCCGACUGGUUCUUAUUGCAGACAGUCCUAAUGGUGUUGUGUGGAAGGUCAACAUCGACACAGGAGAUCGUUCAGUUGCGCUCAACGAUACGACAAUGCGACCGGCGGAGGGACAAGCCUUGCCUCUCGGAGUCAAUGGUCUGAAAGUGGUGGAUGGAUAUGUCUACUACUCCAGUACUACUCGUAUGGAGUUUUGUCGCGUCAAAGUCAAUGGAGAUGCUACCCCUGCUGGGGAUUAUCAAGUCAUCGCCAGUGGCUUCCUGCCUGAUAAUAUCGAGGUGACUGAGGAUGGCACUGCGUAUAUUGCGACAGACCCGCAGAACUCGGUCGUUCGAGUGACUCCAUAUGGUCAAAUCGCCUUGGUAGCUGGUGGUCAGCUUUCUACUCUGAUGCCUGGACCAACUUCGUGUCGCUUGGCAGCAGAUGGGAAGACCCUGUAUGUUGGUACAAGCGGUGGCCAAGUUGCCCCUGUUCUAGGUACAUUCAAGGAGCCCGGCAAGGUGGUCAAGAUCACUAUUGCGUGA
Molecule: messenger RNA, 942 nt
Organism: Penicillium malachiteum
Lineage: Eukaryota; Fungi; Ascomycota; Eurotiomycetes; Eurotiales; Aspergillaceae
Exons: 1
Coding region: 1-942 (313 amino acids)
Source: RefSeq, a predicted model, not a curated record